AACCAGAGCCGACGCAUGCGCGGUAAUCGCCGGAACGAGGCGGGGGUGACGCAGGCGCGGUACCAGGCGAACUGGCGGUUGAAUCUCGUACAUGGAUAUUUGAACCUCGGGAUUCUGGUGAGCAGGAAAAGGCUUUGUGUGGAGGAGAAGAUGCUGUUUCUCAGACAGACUAUCCCGGCAGUGAUGAGAGUUACCAGCAGUCACUUCUGUCAGUGGGAGGGGGUUGCGAGGCCACCCCUGGAGCACGUGAGGAGGACUUUCUGCCAGAGGGCGAGACGUGGCCCUUGUCUACUUGUUUGCAGUAAGCGAGCGGCGAUGGGGUGGAACUGCUCACUGCGUGCCUUCAGCACAGACCCGCAUGCAGUGGAGGAACUCUUCGCCCGAGGCUCGCUUCAGCAAUACCUGGAGAGGCUGGAGAGCGAGUACAUGGCCUCCCAGCAGCGACUGCAAUCAGCCCAGGCUUCGGAGGAGGAGGUGAAGGGGGCUGGUAAGAGGGCGAGGGAGCUGGCUCCACUGGUGACGGAGCUGCAUGGGCUGAGGGUCAAAGUACAGGAGCUGGAGGACAUCGAGACGCUGAUGAAAGAUGAAGAUGCAGACCUGAGGAAACUGGCAGAGAGUGACUGGAAUUCCUGUCAGGAAGACAUCCGAGCUUUGAAGCACAAGAUCAUCUCCUUGGUGACUCCCUCGGAAGAGACGGAUGAAAGUGACCUGAUCCUGGAGGUGCUGGCGGGAGUGGGCGGCCAGGAGGCCAUGCUCUUCACAGCGGACGUCUUCAACAUGUACCGGAGCUACGCAACAUACAAGAGCUGGCACUUUGAAACACUGGAAUAUUUUCCCAGCGAGUUAGGUGGGCUGCGACACGCCACUGCCAGCAUCAGCGGCCGAGAGGUGUACAGGCACCUGAAGUACGAGGGAGGGGUGCACCGGGUCCAGCGGGUCCCCAAGACCGAGCGACAAGGGAGACUGCACACCAGCACCAUGACCGUGGCCUUGUUACCCCAGCCAAGCGAGAUUCACCUCACGAUUAACCCCAAGGAUUUGCGAAUAGAAACCAAGCGAGCGAGUGGGGCCGGGGGGCAGCACGUCAACACCACCGACAGCGCUGUGCGCAUCCUGCACAUCCCAACAGGUUUCGUGGCUGAAUGCCAACAGGAGAGGUCGCAGCUGAAGAACAAGAGCAAAGCCAUGCAGCUGCUGAGGGCUAAGCUGUACAGCGCCAGGCUGGAGGAGGAGACCACCAAACGUUCCUACGCUCGCAAGAUUCAGAUUGGGACAAAGGGGCGGGCGGAGAAGAUCCGAACGUACAACUUCCCGCAGGACAGGAUCACGGAUCACCGGAUUGGGAAGUCGCUACACGACAUGCGGAGCUUCCUGCUGGGGGAGGGGAGUCUGGACGAGAUGAUCCAGGAUCUGAUGGAGUUUGCAGACACGGAAUCCCUUCUUGAACUGCUGGACAAUGACACAGACUCAAAGCAGGAAGCCCUCAGAGACCCACUCCGACGGUAGUGAUUUGGGGCCCUGGGUCUAAAUGUCUUCUUGUCAUCAGAAAAGAGACUCACAUUAAAAGCUAAAGCUAUUGGA
This is a messenger RNA of Callorhinchus milii (elephant shark), 1581 nucleotides long. RefSeq names its product mitochondrial translational release factor 1-like (gene mtrf1l). The record is from RefSeq and is a predicted model, not a curated record. Gene Ontology annotation, biological process: translational termination. NCBI's taxonomy places the organism in Eukaryota, Metazoa, Chordata, Chondrichthyes, Chimaeriformes, Callorhinchidae. The transcript has 8 exons. Gene Ontology annotation, molecular function: translation release factor activity. Bases 16 to 1506 code for a protein of 496 amino acids.